Messenger RNA from Acinonyx jubatus (cheetah), 6368 nucleotides. RefSeq names its product Scm like with four mbt domains 2 (gene SFMBT2). Gene Ontology annotation, biological process: regulation of DNA-templated transcription. The transcript is spliced from 21 exons. The coding region runs from base 967 to 3651 and encodes 894 amino acids. Gene Ontology annotation, molecular function: histone binding; transcription corepressor activity. Gene Ontology annotation, cellular component: nucleus. The record is from RefSeq and is a predicted model, not a curated record. NCBI's taxonomy places the organism in Eukaryota, Metazoa, Chordata, Mammalia, Carnivora, Felidae.
AGUGGGGGUGGGGAGGGAGAUUGAGCGGGUACGGAGGGGGGAGGGGAGAGGCCUUGGUGGCCAGAGGAAUUGUUGCCAGGCUCUCCUUUGAGGUAGGAGAUCUGCUACUUUGUCCCCUAGCACGCCUUAAACUGGCACACCCCGUGCUUCCUCCCUUCCAUAAAUAAAUAUUGUCUCCAAUCCUUAUCUUCGCUCUGCGCUGGGAUCGAGCCCGCCUGAGAGGGUACACCCAUGUACCCCAGAAACCCUCCGCUCCCCUAUCAAAGUUCUUACUGUGCGAAGGACCCAUUCCCCUGGCCGUGUAAACCACUGCCCGGUGGCUGGGCGGUUCAGCAGCCCCUCCCCUGGAGAGGAGUGCCCCCCACCCCCUGCUGUUCUGAUGUGCGGUCUUCUAGAAGUGCCAGCCUAGACCUUCAGGGGUGAGAACUGACUAUUUCCCAUUUGGGUACCGGCACUUGAGUCUCAAACAGGCCAUCCCGCUGGGACCUGAAUGUGACUAAUGACGGGAGUAAUUGAUGUGUGAGAGCUUUUCAACUCAUGUUUUUGUUUUUUUGGCAAAAAUCAUGGACUUUUUUUCUUUUUUUUUAAAUCCUGCUCUAGCUAGGUAUAAAUGCCUAGAUUCAUGAUUCUUGCUUUAAUAAAACCCCCCAAAAAAAAAAAAUCCAACCCACCAGAAUAGGUUCUUGAAGAGAGGGGAGAGCCUUGGUGAGAGGCUUGGGAGAGGAUUGGCCUCUCUAGUCCCUUUUUAUCCUAAGACCUUCCUUUGCUGUCCUGGGAGUGUUCAAUGUUUAUCAAAUCCCAUUUCUGCCUGUUCUAGCUGAGGUGGCAUUUUUCACCUUCCUUUACAGCCAGUGCCCACAAAGGGCUUGCCAGAUCUGAGAAGUGCUGAGUGAUGGAAACAUUGCUCUGAACAGUGAUCCUUCCUGCAGGAUGCGUUAAGAGAAGAGGGACCCUUACUCGUUAGGCAUGGAGAGCGGUUUGUCAGUUUCCAACAUGCCAGACCCACUGUCUUCGCCCUUGGAGAGACAGCAGAGCUCAGCGAACGGUAAUGGAGGGCUCGACUCAGAAGAAGGUUCAAGCCUGGAGGAAAUUGGCUUUAACUGGGGAGAGUAUCUGGAAGAAACGGGAGCCAGUGCGGCUCCUCACACGUCGUUCAAACAUGUGGAGAUCAGCCUUCAGAGCAACUUCCAGCCGGGGAUGAAAUUAGAAGUGGCCAAUAAGAACAACCCGGACACGUACUGGGUGGCCACCGUCAUCACCACCUGCGGCCAGCUGCUACUUCUGCGCUACUGCGGCUACGGCGAGGACCGCCGGGCCGACUUCUGGUGUGAUGUGGUGAUAGCGGACCUCCACCCGGUGGGGUGGUGCACGCAGAAUAACAAGGCCUUGAUGCCCCCGGAUGCAAUCAAAGAGAAGUACACAGACUGGACAGAAUUCCUCAUUCGUGAUUUGACUGGUUCCCGGACGGCCCCCGCCAGCCUCCUGGAAGGUCCUCUGCGAGGGAAAGGCCCUAUAGACCUCAUUACAGUUGAUUCCUUAAUAGAACUUCAGGACUCUCACAACCCUUUUCAGUACUGGAUAGUUAGUGUGAUUGAAAAUGUUGGAGGAAGAUUACGCCUUCGCUAUGUGGGAUUGGAGGACACUGAAUCCUAUGACCAGUGGUUGUUUUACUUGGAUUACAGACUUCGACCAGUUGGUUGGUGUCAAGAGAAUAAGUACAGAAUGGACCCACCUUCAGAAAUCUAUCCUUUGAAGAUGGCCUCUGAGUGGAAGUGUUCUCUGGAAAAAUCCCUUAUUGACGCCACAAAGUUUCCUCUGCCGAUGGAAGUGUUUAAGGAUCAUGCAGAUCUGAGAAGCCAUUUCUUCACGGUCGGGAUGAAGCUAGAAACAGUGAAUUUGAGCGAGCCCUUCCAUAUCUGUCCCGCAUCAGUGACCAAGGUUUUUAACAACCAUUUUUUCCAAGUGACUAUUGACGACCUAAGACCAGAACCUAGUAAACUGUCAAUGCUGUGCCAUGCGGAUUCUUUGGGGAUUUUACCAGUACAAUGGUGCCUUAAAAAUGGAGUCAAUCUCACACCUCCCAAAGGUUACUCUGGCCAGGACUUCGACUGGGCAGAUUAUCACAAGCAGCAUGGGACCGAGGAAGCGCCUCCCUUCGGCUUCAGGAAUACGUCAUUCAGUAGGGGUUUCACAAAGAACAUGAAACUGGAAGCCGUCAACCCCAGGAACCCGGGAGAGCUCUGCGUGGCCUCUGUGGUCAGCGUGAAGGGGCGGCUGAUGUGGCUUCAUCUGGAAGGCCUACAGACUCCUGCUCCGGAGUUUAUUGUUGAUGUAGAAUCCAUGGACAUCUUCCCAGUGGGCUGGUGUGAGGCGAAUUCGUACCCUUUGACCACACCGCACAAAACAGUCUCACAAAAAAAGAGAAAGAUCGCAGUCGUGCAACCGGAAAAACAAUUGCCAUCCACAGUGCCUGUUGAGAAAAUACCUCAUGACCUUUGUUUAUUCUCUUCCUUGGACACCACAGGCACUGUUAACGGGAAAUACUGCUGUCCUCAGCUUUUUAUCAACCACAGGUGUUUCUCGGGCCCUUACCUGAACAAAGGAAGAAUCGCAGAGCUACCUCAGUCCGUGGGACCCGGCAAAUGCGUGCUGGUUCUGAAAGAGGUUCUCAGCAUGAUAAUCAAUGCAGCUUACAAGCCCGGAAGGGUAUUGCGAGAACUACAGCUGGUGGAAGAUCCACACUGGAAUUUCCAGGAGGAGACACUGAAGGCAAAAUACAGAGGCAAAACCUACAGGGCCGUGGCCAAGAUCGUGCGGACGUCCGACCAAGUAGCGGAUUUCUGCCGGCGGGUCUGUGCCAAGCUGGAGUGCUGCCCGAAUUUGUUCAGUCCCGUGCUGGUUUCCGAAAACUGCCCAGAGAACUGCUCCAUUCACACCAAAACCAAGUACACCUAUUAUUACGGAAAGAGGAAGAAGAUCGUGAAACCCCCCAUUGGGGAAGCCAGCGUCGAGAGCGGACCCCCGAAGCCAGCCAGACGCAGGAAACGGCGAAAAUCCAUCUUCGUGCAGAAGAAGCGCAGGUCUUCUGCCGUGGACUUUGCCGCCGGCUCGGGGGAGGAGAGCGAGGAGGAGGACGCGGACGCCAUGGACGAGGACACGGGGAGCGAAGAAACCGGCUCCGAGCUCCGCGAUGACCAGACAGACACCUCUUCCGCCGACGUCCCCUCCACGCGGCCCCGGAGGGCCGUCACCCUGAGGAGCAGCUCGGAGCCCGAGCGCCGGCCGCCCGUGGAGAGGCCGCGAAGGGGCCGGAGGGCGCAGGCCGCCUCCUGUGCCGAGGGCGGGGAGCAGGGCGCGGCCGGCGGCCAGGACCCCGCAGAGGAAACAAAGCAAGAGGAGGAGGAGAGGCUGGUUCUGGAGAGCAACCCUCUGGAGUGGACGGUGACCGACGUGGUGAGGUUCAUCAAGCUGACGGACUGCGCCCCCCUGGCCAAGAUCUUUCAGGAACAGGACAUCGACGGUCAAGCGCUCCUGUUGCUGACUCUUCCCACGGUGCAAGAAUGCAUGGAGUUGAAGCUGGGGCCCGCCAUCAAGCUGUGCCACCAGAUCGAGAGGGUUAAAGUGGCCUUCUACGCCCAGUACGCCAACUGACACUGCCCUCUUGGGAGGUGACCCGUUCUCUUGGGAUGCGGCGUCCUGGGAAGGUUUCGAGACUGAAGCGUUACUUUGCUGGGCGACGCGCGAUGGUGCGUAUACGAGACAGGGCCGCAAAGCAAGGAGCGUGGCGGACCUCUUCACCCCCCAGCCUGUUUGACGUUUCCGCGAUUUCAGGCCCGCCCGCUACCACAGCGGUGGCUUCUGGACAGUGUCAGGCGCUGGAGGGCACCGAAGAGCUUCUUUGUACGUCCGCGUCUCCCAUUUCUCCCGCCCGAGUCCAGGCAGCUCCCUGCAGACGCAUUUCCUAAACCACGGCCCCCCGCUUUGCUUUGAAAACCAAGGCGCAGCUGAUGUCUUUUUUGGAUGUGCCCGAGGAGGGCGCCUGGCUGGGAGGUUUUCUGCAGUCAUUACGGAUGCUUCUUCCACGGCAACGCACACGUGGCUUUCGCGGCAUGAAUGUCCCCGCGGUCUGAUCUUGGUGGCGGCUCAGUUCUCAGACGCACUUGCAGGCGAUGUUUCAGGAUGUGGUUACAGGAGGAUGGGCUAGACCGUACUCGCCAGGCAGAGGUGCCUUUUCGGAAGGAGAGGCGAUGAAGUGGUUCUCCCUGAGCGACGGACAUCUGGAGCCUGUAGAGGGUUCCGUUUGCAGCCUUUUGUAGAACUUCACACACUGCUAACGUUCUGAUUUAAUUGCGACCACAUCGGGGAGUGACUCCUUUAGUCUGUUGGGAAAUGCUGAGCUGUGGACUGAAGGCAGAGCUUAAUGGCAGGAACGGGAAGAGGCUUCGGGAGGCUUUGAAUAAACCAUCCCCUCAGAAGGAUCCUGUCCUGAAUCCCUUGAUGAGACUGGCUUCGAGCGCCUCUCCGAUGCGCCCGGCCCUGGGACGUCCCAGGAGGCGGGCGUUCCCCACAGGAAGCCGGCAGUGACCCGGCCCAGCCCCGCUCUUCUUCCGCUGGCACGGCUGGCCACCAACUGCGAUCUUGGGUGACCGGAUCACCCUGGGACCCCUUGUCCCCAUCCUGCUCCUGCUGAGAGUCCCGAUCUGCCAGCACGAGACACACAGUAGGUGAAAAAGAAGCGUGGUCUCCACAACGUGGAGUGCUCCCUGCAGCCCGCCCUGGCUGGGAGGCUGCUGAUUUCUGGGGCAGUUUCCGUUAAAUCGGUUCAGUCCCUGGGAAGAGAGAUCUCUGGCUCUGAGAAUUGGCUGGGUUUUGGUGACCAGCACCCACUCUGUGUGUGUGCCCGUGAGGGACCCAGUAUGGUCACUCAAACCCAAAUGGACUGCUCCCCCCUGCCCUCCCCCCCCCACCCCCACACGCUGCAGUAGGUGUCCAGAUGCCUUUCGGAACGUGCGCGAGGAAAACUAAACCUUUAGACGUGUCCGGAGGCCGACACCGAGAGCAGAGGCUGCCCGCCCUUCGGUUACUCCUUUUUACCGUCCACCCUCCAUCUUUUCUCCUUGAUGAGAGUCUCAGCAGCGGGGGUGACCCCAUGCGGUGGGCUUCUCAGCCGUCAUGUGUCGGCUACGUUUUUAAGGCAUGAUUCUCUGUCGGAUUUCGCAGAGUGUGGUGACUGACGCCGACCUUUGUUAUGAACAUUCUGUCCUGGCUACCAAUGCAGAUGGGAAACAUAUUUUGCAGGUGACUCUUUACUGUCUCCCCGUAGCUGAUUUUUGCCACCAAGUUUUAAACAUUUGGCAAGUGGCUCUUCCCGGGGCCCCGGGACAGAAGGGCCCCCCGCGUCCCAACCCGGUGCCGCUGGCCGUGUUGUCAGGACAGAAGCGUCCGCGCUGACCGGCGCUCGGCCUGCAGCCAGGCUUCUCUCUCCUGAGCUGAAGUGUCCCCCCCCCUCCUCGGUCCCCCAUCCCUGCCUUCUCAGCCACAUGCUUGCGGCCUUAACCGUGGCUCAGCCUGGGGCGCCCGCUGGAAAGGGUGUCCGUUGCGAGGUGUUUGGCGUUUUCGCCGCGCUGACUCGCUUAGGACCCUUCGCCGUGGCCUUUUCAAGCCAAGCUGCUCCCAUUGCGCUUGGAAUCACGAAGGCAUGUAGUGGCUGCAACGCGUCUUUGUACUUUAGGGACGAAUGUGACCUUCUCGUGCCCUUUCAAGUAAGGGCAACAUGGGAACAAGCAGCUCCUUCCGGGCGUCUCUGGAGCCCCCCCUCCCCCCCCGCCAGAGCUGGAAGGUCCUUCCGCUGUGGCCCGGGCAGGUCAUGGCCAUCACUGCUGGGUGGGCCUCCUGCUCCCCGAGGGGCCAGAUGCCCAACACGCUCCUCGUCCUCAGUCUCUGUGCGGCGACCAGUCGCUUCACCCACCAUGGUUUUGCGAGUGAGCCGUAAGGACGACAGGGCUGGGGCCAGAGGCAGAAGACCCAGCCCUGGGGGAACCUUCACGAAGGUCGUGUCCGGGCUGCCCGCUGGCCCGUCGAGAGCCGGAAACAUUUUAGGACCAAGAAGAUGCUUUUGCCGGAGUGUUGCCCACGUGCUCCUGAGCUUGGCUGCUCUGGGGAUUGCCAGUGGCGGGCGUGGCCCACAUCAGUAGCGGUUUGGUUCCGGAAUGCUAAGGCGUCCGUUUCUCCGUAGGAUUUACCCACACCAGCUUCCGCCUCAUACCUCGGGCCAAUUUGCGAGGAACAUUUUAUACCGUGUCGUUACUGUGCCUCUUACGGCAGGAAAUGCUGAUUUUACACCUCUUCCCCACGUGCCGCCACAGCCC